AUGGAGGCACAAGAGGAAGGGAUUAUCAAGAUUGCUGAGACGCCCUUCGAAGAGAAGACUGCAGCAGAGAAGAAGCUGGUGCGAAAGAUCGACUUGUACCUGAUGCCGACCAUCUGGAUCUUGUACUGCUUCUCAUACAUGGACCGCACUGCUAUUGGAAAUGCAAAAGUCGCUGGCAUGGACGUAGAUCUUGGCCUCACGUCUAAUGACUACUUCCUCGCUAUUGUCAUAUUCCAAGUCGGCUAUGUAUUCUUCGAGGUCCCGUCCAACAUGGUUCUUUCUCGUGUACGUCCGUCAAUUUGGAUCCCCACCUUGAUGGUCUUUUGGGGUACUGUAUCCGCAUUGAUGGCUCUGGUUAAGACACCCGCUCAGCUCAUCGGAGUUCGAUUCCUGCUUGGUGUGACAGAAGCGGGUUUCUCGCCAGCUGUUCUCUUCAUAAUCUCGACGUGGUACAGACGACAUGAGCAAUCGAAGCGCUUCAUGUGUUUUUUGUCUGCUGGUAUUCUAUCAGGCGCCUUCGGCGGAGUUAUCGCCGGUGCCAUUGUCGAUAGUCUCGAAGGUGUUCAUGGCAUUGCUGGAUGGCAAUGGCUCUUCAUCGUUCAGGGCGUCGCAACCGUUGCCUGCGCGAUCCCCGCUCCCUUCGUACUUCUCGACUACCCGUCAAAUGCUCGUCAGCUCAACACACAGGAGCGUGAGAUAGCCAUGGCCCGCCUACACGCCGACUUCGGCAGCCACGACAAGGAGAAGCACAUUUCUCAUGCCAAAGCCUUCAUGAAUGCAGUCAAGAACUGGCGUCUCUGGCUUCUAUGUGCUGGCUACAUGACCAUCAUUGGCUGCUACAGCUUGAGCUAUUUCAACCCCACUCUUGUUCGCGGCCUUGGCUAUACUGGAUCGAUGGCACAGUAUAUGACUGUCCCUCUUUACGUGGCAGCCUUCAUCAUCGCUGUUCCCGUUGCCAUCCUGGCUGACAAGAUCAGCGCAUUUCGCCCCAUACUCUGCGCCGCAGCUCUCGUUACUGGCGCCCUCUUCUGCGCGCUUUCAGCUGGUAUCUACGCUUAUAUCCCACGCUAUGUCUUCCUUGUUUUUAUCAACAGCAUGAUAUGGACUGCCAAUCCUCUUGCGCUGUCAUACGCCUCGGUAUCUAUGGGCCCACUCGAUCCCGAGACUCGAGCCAUCUCGCUGGCUUUCGUCAAUGCGUUCGGUAACCUGGCGCAGAUAUAUGGUGCAUACUUGUUCCCUACUGAGGAUGCCCCGAAGUACAUCAAAGGGUUUGGAGCUUAUGCUGGGCUGUUGUCGCUUGGCGCAGUUAUUUACGUUGCGGCAUUCUUCUGGUUCAGGAAGAGCCCUUUCACGUCAAAGACUAUGGUAAGAUAG
Messenger RNA from Didymella exigua CBS 183.55, 1374 nucleotides. RefSeq names its product MFS general substrate transporter. The transcript is spliced from 4 exons. Gene Ontology annotation, cellular component: membrane. NCBI's taxonomy places the organism in Eukaryota, Fungi, Ascomycota, Dothideomycetes, Pleosporales, Didymellaceae. Bases 1 to 1374 code for a protein of 457 amino acids. Gene Ontology annotation, molecular function: transmembrane transporter activity. The record is from RefSeq and is a predicted model, not a curated record. Gene Ontology annotation, biological process: transmembrane transport.